CGACGAGACGCUUCAUCACAGGGCCGGGUUUUGGCCACGCCGUCAUCAUUACGAUCCCACUGUAAAUAUUUGAGGCCGUUAAUUAGAUGCAAGAUAACGGAAUUGUGUUGAGCUCCCGUCCUAUAUAGCCCUAGUCACUGCUCGUUAAGUUCAGCAGUUCUUUUUAAAAUUAUGUUCUAGGCCCAAGUGAUGGCGUGACAGUUGUUUCCGUCAGCUGUCAGUCGUCAUACAGGGUCACAGAGGGUGGUGCUGUGUCGAAAAUUGCGGCACAGGUAACGCUGUCCGAUCCCACUAGUUUAACUCAUCAGUGGCAGUCGCGUAAUCAAGCCAGAAGUAAUUCCGCAUGGCAGAUGACCUUUCGACUGAAGCCACCACUGAAGGGGGAUAUCCUUGAAACUCGUGCUUUGGGUUGUGAUUGUUUCACAGGCAGAAACUGACGCUUUUCUUUGAAGGUAGUUGAUGGGGGCAUACUGCCAGGCUCUGGUAGUACUGCUGUACACGAUACACCGAUGCUGGAGUUUUCCUUCACUUUUUGCUGAUAUUUUUUUGAGUGAACAUUUAAGAGUAAAAUGCAUUUUAUCCUUGUUAAUGACGUGUCAUUUCAACUGGUCCUCAUGGCCGGCUUGGUGGCAGGUUGCAUGAAUCCACCAGACUGGCAGGCUCAGGAUUUUCAGACACGAUCGCAGGAAGCGGAUUUCAUCAUUUUGGGACGGGUAGUAGGGUUGACCCCGAUGCCGGAGGAGGGGGACCCGCCGAUGUCCCUGGGCUUCACAGCAGCAAUUGAUGUCCAGUGUGUGUACAAAACCCCAACAAACGACGCAGGCAUUGCGAGCUCCAUCACCGUUACUCCGGUCAACUUUACCAUGAGCUGCGCCAAGACAGUGCUGUCUGAGGAAAGGGUGUAUUUAGUGUUCCUGAGAAAGAGUGCUGGGAGUGGUGAUUUCAUGCCGGAUGAAGUCAACCGGGAGGAGGCGCAGUUUUCUCCCGAUGCGGCAAAACUUGAAUACCUGGUAGCGACAUAUGGGGCCGGCAAGGACUCCAGAAGUCCGGGCUGUCCCAAAACUGAUGCAACCGGGGACGGGAACUCAGACGGCCCUGUUGGAGGGAGAAAUGACAGCCAUAUACUUAGAGGUGAUGGCGGCGUCACUCAGGCACCGACGAAUCAACACAGCCCAAUCAAGACCGAUGUGACUGAUCCCAGAAAUGGUUCAGAUAAAUCCAUGGUUAUGUCCAUACAUGUUUUGGUUGACGUAUUAACGUUAAAGCGUCAUGCUUGGUUGGGUCAGAGUGCGGGAGACGAUCCUACACGUGGACACUGCUGGUAGGUAGACCCCCCCCGACUGUGUAAC
Messenger RNA from Acanthaster planci (crown-of-thorns starfish), 1349 nucleotides. RefSeq lists its product as uncharacterized. Lineage: Eukaryota; Metazoa; Echinodermata; Asteroidea; Valvatida; Acanthasteridae. The record is from RefSeq and is a predicted model, not a curated record.